AUGGUAGGCUCUGUGGGGAAAAAAGGUGGAGUCUUUGUUGCGAAUUCUAUGGCUGGUUACCAUUUAAAGGAUAUUUCAGCAGGAAAUAGUUUGAAGAAAAAUUUGGACCAGGUUCCCACUCUUGCAAAAGCGUAUGGUACACAGGCAUCUUUGCAAAAGGAUGAUUUGUCAAAUGACGACAAAGGCUUCAAGGGACAUGAUAUGCUGGCACCCUUUACAGCUGGAUGGCAGACUACAGAUUUGAAUCCCCUUGUAAUUGAGAAGUCAGAGGGCUCCUACGUAUAUGACGCCAAUGGAAAAAAGUAUCUUGAUGCCCUUGCUGGUUUAUGGUGCACGGUCCUAGGUGGUAAUGAGCCCCGCCUCGUUGAGGCUGCAACGCAACAGCUAAAGACACUGCCAUUUUACCACUCCUUUUGGAACCGAACCACAAAGCCCUCUUUGGAUCUUGCUAAGGAACUCUCUGAUAUGUUCACUGCGAAUGAGAUGGCUAAAGUCUUCUUCACGAAUAGCGGAUCAGAAGCAAAUGAUACACAGGUGAAGCUGGUUUGGUAUUACAACAACGCCCUUGGGAGGCCAGACAAGAAGAAGUUCAUUGCUCGUGCAAAAUCAUACCAUGGCUCCACCCUUAUAUCAGCCAGUCUUUCGGGUCUGCCUGCACUGCACCAGAAGUUUGAUUUGCCGGCUCCAUUUGUAGUGCACACCGAUUGCCCUCAUUACUGGCGUUUUCAUCUCCCAGGUGAAACGGAGGAGGAGUUCUCUACCAGGUUGGCCAAUAACUUGGAAAAUCUUAUCCUUAAAGAGGGGCCUGAGACGAUUGCUGCAUUUAUUGCCGAGCCAGUUAUGGGGGCAGGUGGCGUAAUACCUCCGCCCGCAACUUAUUUUGAGAAAAUUCAAGCUGUUGUUAAAAAGUAUGAUAUCCUUUUCAUUGCUGAUGAGGUGAUAUGUGCCUUUGGGAGGCUUGGAACUAUGUUCGGCUGUGACAAGUAUGGCAUCAAACCGGAUCUUGUGACCAUAGCUAAGGCGCUAUCUUCUGGAUACAUGCCUAUUGGAGCUGUUCUUGUUAGCCCUCAAGUCUAUGAUGUCAUACAUGAUCAGAGCAACAAGCUUGGUGCCUUUUCCCACGGGUUUACAUAUUCCGGACAUCCUGUCCCUUGUGCCGUUGCAUUGGAAACACUUAAAAUCUACAAGGAGAGAAAUAUUCUUGAUCAAGUAAAUAAAAUAGCUCCAAAGUUUCAAGAGGGCCUAAAGGCAUUUUCUGACAGUCCCAUCAUUGGAGAGAUUCGGGGGACAGGUUUGAUUCUCGGGACAGAAUUUGCCGAUAACAAGUCGCCAACCGACCCUUUCCCUUCCGAAUGGGGUGUUGGAGCUUAUUUUGGAGCAGAAUGUGAGAAGCACGGCAUGUUAGUACGUGUUGCCGGUGACACUAUAAUGAUGUCACCUCCGUUCAUAAUGACUCUUGAAGAAGUUGACAAGCUAAUCGACAUCUAUGGAAAAGCUCUGAAGGCUACAGAAGAGCGGGUGCUCGAGCUCAAGUCUCAGAAGAAGUAAAAGAAUAAGGUCCCAACAAAGUAUAUUAUGAUGAUGAUGAUGAUAAUUGGGGCUAUUCUUGCUGGAAAUGGAGAUGUGUUUGCAGUUUGCAGUUACAUAUUUGUGGAAUUUGAAAUAAAGGGACCAAUGUUAAUGAUUUCUUGGGCCUCUUGCAAUUACCUUUUGAGCUAUUGUUUCUCUUUAUUUAUUAAUAGAAGUAAUUUAUUAUGCUGUGUUUCUUUUGGGAUCUUUAUUCUAAUCAAUCUUGUUGAGGUGUUCUAUUUUUUCUUUUUCUUUUUUUAAUCCAUAAGGUUCUGUGUAUUAUGUAAGAAAACUACAGAUGCUUCAAGAUAAUUAACUAGAUUACAUCAGAACAUAAACAUAAUUAGGUUCCUGUAAACCAAGUGCAAAAAUUGAG
Striga asiatica is the source of this 1945-nucleotide messenger RNA. The record is from the annotation of a GenBank genome assembly. NCBI's taxonomy places the organism in Eukaryota, Viridiplantae, Streptophyta, Magnoliopsida, Lamiales, Orobanchaceae.